Sapajus apella (tufted capuchin) is the source of this 4270-nucleotide messenger RNA. It is a transcript of the gene HIF1AN, whose product is annotated as hypoxia inducible factor 1 subunit alpha inhibitor. The transcript has 8 exons. NCBI's taxonomy places the organism in Eukaryota, Metazoa, Chordata, Mammalia, Primates, Cebidae. The record is from RefSeq and is a predicted model, not a curated record. Gene Ontology annotation, cellular component: cytoplasm; nucleus. Gene Ontology annotation, molecular function: ankyrin repeat binding; peptidyl-histidine dioxygenase activity; [protein]-asparagine 3-dioxygenase activity. Gene Ontology annotation, biological process: peptidyl-aspartic acid hydroxylation; negative regulation of Notch signaling pathway. Bases 50 to 1099 code for a protein of 349 amino acids.
GAAUAGGCGGGGCUUCCGGUUCCGGUGGGGGCCGUCCCUGGCGGCGGAGAUGGCGGCGACAGCGGCGGAGGCCGUGGCGUCUGGCUCUGGAGAGCCCCGGGAGGAGGCCGGAGCCCUCGGCCCCGCCUGGGAUGAAUCCCAGUUGCGCAGUUAUAGCUUCCCGACUAGGCCCAUACCACGUCUGAGUCAGAGCGACCCCCGGGCCGAGGAGCUUAUUGAGAAUGAGGAGCCUGUGGUGCUGACCGACACCAAUCUUGUGUAUCCUGCCUUGAAAUGGGAUCUUGAAUACCUGCAAGAGAAUAUUGGCAAUGGAGACUUCUCUGUGUACAGUGCCAGCACCCACAAGUUCUUGUACUAUGAUGAGAAGAAGAUGGCUAAUUUCCAGAACUUUAAGCCGAGGUCCAACAGGGAAGAAAUGAAAUUUCAUGAGUUUGUUGAGAAACUGCAGGAUAUACAGCAGCGAGGAGGGGAAGAGAGGUUGUAUCUGCAGCAAACACUCAAUGACACUGUGGGCAGGAAGAUUGUCAUGGACUUCCUGGGUUUUAACUGGAACUGGAUUAAUAAGCAACAGGGAAAGCGUGGCUGGGGGCAGCUGACCUCUAACCUGCUGCUCAUCGGCAUGGAAGGAAAUGUGACUCCUGCUCACUAUGAUGAGCAGCAGAACUUUUUUGCUCAGAUAAAAGGCCACAAGCGAUGCAUCUUAUUCCCUCCGGAUCAGUUUGAGUGCCUCUACCCAUACCCUGUUCAUCAUCCGUGUGACAGACAGAGCCAGGUGGACUUUGACAAUCCUGACUACGAGAGGUUCCCUAAUUUCCAAAAUGUCGUUGGUUACGAAACAGUGGUUGGCCCUGGUGAUGUUCUUUACAUCCCAAUGUACUGGUGGCAUCAUAUAGAGUCAUUACUAAAUGGGGGAAUUACCAUCACUGUGAACUUCUGGUAUAAGGGGGCUCCUACCCCUAAGAGAAUUGAAUAUCCUCUCAAAGCUCAUCAGAAAGUGGCCAUAAUGAGAAACAUUGAGAAGAUGCUUGGAGAGGCCUUGGGAAACCCACAAGAGGUGGGGCCCUUGUUGAACACAAUGAUCAAGGGCCGAUACAACUAGCCUGCCAGGAGUCAAGGCCUCCUGCCAGGUGACUGCUAUCCCGUCCACACCGCUUCAUUGAUGAGGACAGGAGACUCCAAGCGCUAGUAUUGCACGCUGCACUUAAUGGACUGGACUCUUGCCAUGGCCUAGGAGGCAGGUGUUUGGGGCGAGGCAGGGCAGUUGGCACUCCACCCCUAUUUGGAGGGACUUCAUACCCUUGCCUCUUGUGCCCCAGCACCUUCUCUCUCUGCCCCCCGCCUAAAGUCCUGCAUUCAGUGUGUGGAGUCGCAGCUUUUGGUUGUCAUCAUGUCUGUGUAUAUGUUAGUCUGUCAACCUCGGAAUGUGUGUGCGUGUGUGUGCAUGCACACGCAUGUAUGUAUCUGUUCCCUGUUCCUUCUGGGUCAGGAUGUCACUUCUGGCUCUCAGCCCUAUCUCCUGCAACCUCAGUGCCUCAGCCUGAGAGAGAGAGGAGAUUCUCUUGGACCCCCACUGCAUCUGGGCUGCAGGGCCAGAGCUAGUCUGACCAUUAGGGCAGUCUGCCUCCUGACAGUUUUUGCAUAAUCAAGCUCUAGGCAGUAUGGGAAUGGCUACUGGGACUCUAAUGGGGUGAAUGAGAGGGGAGGCUUGCCUUUGAGAGCCUGGAUAGCCUGUGAGAGAGAGGAUGUAGAUAGGGUUCCAACUGGGACCUAGAAGCUCAAGCCAUACAUAAAAGGACCUUGGGACAUAAGAGCCAAUGAUUUUGCAUAAGUUACAAAUUACAGACACAUACAAUUUCUCUCUUUCAGCACCAGCUCUUGCCCCUAUGGUGGGUACCAAGGGAGUUCUCCUAGCUGUGGCUUCUCUGGGUUCUAGGGGGUACAGGCCUGUGUGUGUGUGUGUGUGUCUAGGUUCUAGGGAGUGCAGGCCUAUGUGUGUGUGUGUCUAGGUUCUAGGGGGUGCAAACCUGUGUGUGUGUGUGUGUGUGUGUGUGUGUGUGUGUGUGUUCAUAUGUGUAUGUAUCCACACUGGCCUGCCUAGGGGUACAAGCGUAUGUGUGUGUGUGUGUGUGUGUGUGUGUGUGUGUCCACACUGGCCAGCCUCCCUACUGACCAAGGUUCUCCCACUGUUUACCUUUUCCAGUGGGAUAGUACAGUGUGAGCCCCCAGGAAGUACUGCCUGACUUAUCCCAAGCUUUUACACUUGGAUUUUAGCCAUCAUAUGUUGGCCAGGUCUCACUGCAGCCUGUCCGAGGCUGACUGGCUAGAGCCUCCAGGCCCUACAAUGCUCCCUGCCCAGGCCAUAUCCUUUACUCCUGCUGAGCUUCCUGGCCGAACAGUGAAAUGGGGUCAAGCCCAGGCAGCUCACUCACUACCUGUGAUCCACCUCAGGGCACGGGCAAACACAUACCUUGCCUCUUAAAGCCAGCGCCUCUGCCAGACCCCAUUUAAUGUGCCACAACACCCUCAAUAGUCAGGGCAUCUGGCAGAGCAUGGAAGUCGAAUUUCCUUUUCUGUUAGGAGCUUCUCAUGGGUACCCUCUCAGGGCCGCAGCUUACAGGUGGGCAGCUGUGAUUGUACAACUUGAAGGGCCACCAUUCACAUCUGUUCAGUAGGAGUGGGGCCCCUGGGAUUGGGCAUUAUGGUGGCCCUGUGUCUCCUCACCUCUCUUCCCAUCUUCAUCCCCUUCUCUCUGGAAGGGAAGAAGAGUUGGAAGUUCUCCGGUUUUAUUUUCUUUUGCCAAAGGUUUACUUCCAGCAUCUGAGCUCUGGCUCUCACCCCGAAGCUCAGUUUAUAGUGCACUGAUGGACUGAGAGGAUGUGUUUGUAUGCGUUUGCAUGCCUGAGUUUGUUUUUUGAGGGGUGUUUAUUUUUGGUACCUCAUUCUGGGGUUCUCUGAUGCAGUGUGGAUGUGAAGACAUGGUACCUUCUGAAGUGUAGCUCUUUCAAAUAUAGUCAAUGCUGGGAAAUGUGAUUGCAGUGAUCUCUAUCCCUCUACUUCUUUUGGGAAAGAGGGGUGCAGCAAAGAAAACAAGGCAGACGGAGGAUAAAUUUGGCCACAGUCACACUUGGAAACAUGGUAGAUUAUCUUCGUUCUCCUCAGGAGGUCUGCUGUAUUCCUGGCUCAGCCCUCAAGGUUGUGGGUGAUGUGUCAAGGAGGUGUGCACUCAGCUGGCCCUCGCUGGGUUCUGUGCUGACACAGGUUUCCCCUAAGGUGGCUGAAGGGGAGGGAAGGAAAAGGCUAAUCUUGGAACCUUCACAGGAUUGGUCUUGAUCCUUGGGUAAUACAAGAGUGACCCUGAUUUUCAGACACCUAAUCUGUGCCUAGUGCUUUUAUCUUUGUUCCUCACUAUCCUGCAAGGUAGGUAUUCUCACAGAGGAAGAAAUGGGCUCAGAGAGAUUAGGUGAUGAGUUACAAUCAGUUGUAACUUAGCACUGCUUCCUGCUCCUUCCUUUCCACCAAAUUAUGUUGAUUUUCCUUCCUUACCUCCCUCCUUGCACCACAGGUUCUGUCCUCAGAUACCACCGCAAUGGGCAGUAUCUGAAGGCAGACCCAGCCCAAGAUGGUGCAGAAUAUACAGCUCAGGGCAAAAGCUCUCCUAGGCUCCCACUAACAACAAUUUGGAAGAACUGCCUGAGAAGCCAUAUUAUGAAUUAGUGCUAGAAGCAGCUAUGGGGGAACUGAGUUCUGUCUCUAAUUGCAUUACGUGUGUGUCCUUGAAUAGGACCCAUAACUCCUCCCAGCAUGCUUUUGCGUCUAUAGAACUGAAGCUGUAGUUCUAGAUGUCACUAUGAGUCUUGGUUCAUGUUCAGCUGCCGCUGCUUCUCCCAAGGAAAGGAUGAGGUUUUCCUCUUCAGUUACCUUGUUUAGGGAUGUUUAGGCUCAAAUUCUCCUUGCCACAGAGGAAACAUUUCUGCUGUAGUUGUUCAACCCCAUCCUAGCUGGCAGUGUGGGGUACACAAAUACAGCAAGGGAAGGUGGGGGUUUGGACCUGUAUAGAGGUCAGCCACGUUACAGCCUGCUGUAGUCACACCAGCAGGUACAGAGAAAACUUGUGUUUUGUAAAGUCAGGUAUUUGUUGGGGGGUUGGAGUUCUGGGGAUGGAGGAGGGGCUGUUCUGGGCAUCAGUUGAGCAGAUGCCCAAGAUGCCUGGGGGAGACCAGCUUCCCCUACAAAUCAGAGCUCUAAAUUACAAGGUUUUUACCAACGUGAA